GACCUGAGCUACAAUCACCCAGGAGACUCAGGAGUCAGACUGCUCUCUGCUGGACUGGAGGAUCCACACUGCAGACUGGAGAAACUCAAUGUGGAACAUGGUGGAGAGAACAGAAUGAAACCUGGGCUUAGAAAAUAUGUCUGUGAUCUCACACUGGACCUAAACACAGUAAACAGACACCUCUCUCUGUCUGAGGAGAACAGAAAGGUGACAUGGAGGAGAGAGGAGCAGCCGUAUCCUGAUCACCCAGAGAGAUUUGAGAACUGGGGACAGGUGCUGUGUAGAGAGGGUCUGACUGGGCGCUGUUACUGGGAGGUAGAGUGGAGUGGGAGAAUGGGGGCUGUUAUAGGAGUGACAUAUAAAGGAAUCAGCAGGAGAGGAGAGGAUGAAGACUGUUGUCUUGGAAACAAUGACAAGUCCUGGAGUCUGUUCUGCUCUGACAACAGUUACACUGCCAGGCACAAUAGUAAUCCCACUACCAUAGACGUCCCCUCCUCCAGCUCCCACAGAGUAGGAGUGUAUCUGGACUGGCCAGCCGGCACUCUGUCCUUCUAUAGAGCCUCCUCUGACACACUGACCCACCUGUUCACAUUCAACUCCACAUUCACAGAGCCCCUCUAUCCAGGGAUUUGGGUUUGGGGUAUUGGUGACUCAGUGUCCCUGAAAUAA
Molecule: messenger RNA, 669 nt
Organism: Oncorhynchus nerka (sockeye salmon)
Lineage: Eukaryota; Metazoa; Chordata; Actinopteri; Salmoniformes; Salmonidae
Product: stonustoxin subunit beta-like
Exons: 3
Coding region: 115-669 (184 amino acids)
Molecular function (GO): protein binding
Source: RefSeq, a predicted model, not a curated record